GUGUACGAAGCUUACAAAAUCGCAGCGCCUUCGCCUUCGACUUCGAGCAAGGCUUGCAAGUAAGUCACGAGCUAUCUAAAACUGCAAAUAGUGAAUGCAGGAGUCUUCUGCAUACUCUUCUCGUCUCUUGUACCGUUGCAAUUCUCGAUUUAUUGCGUUCAUCUGCCGCUAAAAGCCAAUUUUAAGCCUGUAUUAUUUAAUUUUAUUUUAUUAAACUGCGUGUGUUUUUAUGCUUCCCUUUAGUUCAGUAAUGUUUUGGACACAUGAUCAUGAAGCCAUUCUAUGCCGAGAAGUCGUCAAUGUAAAUCCCUACACGACUAAGAAAGGGUCAACACAAAGAAGCAGUACGUGGGAAAAAAUAGCAGACACCUUGAACAAAUGCACUGUGCCGAAAUUCAGGGUUGAUAAGCGAUCAGUCCGAGACCACGUGGGAAUCCUUGUUUACAAGCAUAAGAAGAAACUUCUAGCGAAGGAAAAAGCAACUGGGAUAACACCC
This is a messenger RNA of Porites lobata, 496 nucleotides long. The record is from the annotation of a GenBank genome assembly. NCBI's taxonomy places the organism in Eukaryota, Metazoa, Cnidaria, Anthozoa, Scleractinia, Poritidae.